Messenger RNA from Cygnus atratus (black swan), 3369 nucleotides. It is a transcript of the gene GULP1, whose product is annotated as GULP PTB domain containing engulfment adaptor 1. The coding region runs from base 248 to 1387 and encodes 379 amino acids. The record is from RefSeq and is a predicted model, not a curated record. The transcript has 12 exons. Lineage: Eukaryota; Metazoa; Chordata; Aves; Anseriformes; Anatidae.
CGUCAGGAAACUUUUCUCGGCGGCUCCGAGGCGGGAGCGGAGCGGGGAGGCGGCCGCCAUCACCCGCAGCUAGGGUCCCGGGGGGCGGCUCGGGGUGCGCUGUGAGGGCAGCGGGGAAGGGCAGCGGGGAAGGGCAGCGCCUGUUGGUCUCCUGUUGAUCGCCGCUCCCAACUCGGCCGACGAGGUUAAAGUGGGGGUGAAAACACCACCAAACCCAGAAGCAUAGUUGACUGGACAUAUUUUCAACAUGAAUCGUGCUUUUAGCAGGAAGAAAGACAAAACAUGGAUGCACACUCCUGAAGCCUUAUCAAAGCAUUAUAUUCCCUAUAAUGCAAAGUUUCUUGGCAGCACGGAGGUAGAGCAGCCCAAAGGCACAGAAGUUGUCAGAGAUGCAGUUAGAAAGUUAAAGUUUGCAAGACAUAUCAAGAAAUCUGAAGGCCAGAAGACUCCCAAAGUUGAAUUACAAAUUUCAAUCUAUGGAGUAAAAAUUUUAGAUCCAAAAACAAAGGAGGUUCAGCACAAUUGCCAACUCCAUAGGAUAUCAUUUUGUGCUGAUGAUAAAACUGACAAGAGGAUAUUUACAUUUAUAUGCAAAGACUCAGAAUCAAAUAAGCAUCUGUGCUAUGUAUUUGACAGUGAAAAGUGUGCAGAAGAGAUAACUUUAACAAUCGGUCAAGCGUUUGACUUGGCUUACAGAAAAUUUCUGGAGUCCGGAGGAAAAGAUGUUGAGACAAGAAAACAAAUAGCAGGUUUACAGAAAAGAAUUCAAGAAUUAGAAACUGAAAACACAGAACUGAAGAAUAAAGUUCAGGAUUUGGAAAAUCAGUUAAGAAUAACACAAGUACAUGCAUCUCCACUGCUGCACAUAAAGUGUGAUAAUGAUGAACAUAUGUUUCAAAGACCCUCUACUUUUUUCUGGUGUAACAAUGAGGAUUCACCUCCUUGUUUAGAUAUCUCUUCCAUUACGCUUACUCCUAGGAGUUCUCCUGACUCUAGACUACCAGCUGGAUUGUUAAUACCACCACCUUCAAAAAGUGGUCUUCCAAAGACAACCAGUGAAUACAGCUGCCCGAGACCUCGUGCAGGCAGUGUGACACCUAAAUCACCCUCCACUGACAUCUUUGAUAUGGUUCCCUUUUCUCCCAUAUCCCCUCAGUCAUCAACACCUACUCGCAAUGGUACACAGCCUCCUCCAGUACCCAGUAGAUCUGCAGAGAUCAAGAGAGACCUUUUUGGAGCAGAACCUUUUGACCCUUUUAGCUGCGGAGCAGGAGAUUUCCCUCCAGACAUUCAGUCCAAACUAGAUGAGAUGCAGGAGGGGUUCAAAAUGGGAUUAACUCUUGAAGGCACAGUAUUUUGUCUUGACCCACUAGACAGCAGAUGCUGAUGCCAAGAAAAUAAAUGUGAAAUUCCUACGCAGUGUUUAUAUUUUGAACACAUAUUCACGAAUAUUAUCCAUGUGCCAAAAAUUGCUUUUUUCAACAUGUAAACUCAUAUGAGGUUUGCUUCUGUAAAAAUCCAACUUAGUUCCAGUCUUUCCCUGUACAAAUGUAAAAAGUUGUAUUUGUUUAUGAAAUAUGAAUUAAAUUACACUGUUGUGUUUCUUUCUCUCAAACAUUUGCCCAAGUUUACUAUGCUUUAUGACUAUUAGCCUGGAGAAGUUCUUCAGAAAGCUCACACAUACCUCUCUCUGCAAACAUGCAAGCAUGAUUUUUACAUAAUGCUUUACUUGGCAGUAUUUCGAAAUGAAAUUUUUAAGCCAUUAUUUAAAGUUCAAUCAGUCAAAUGAUUAAUUGCAACUGCAGUUAAGAAAGCAGAAAAUACCUACCAUUAAUAUAUGCUUAAAAGAAAUCUAAAUGCUAUGUAAUUAAUUUCUAUUACCUUGUACAGUUAUUACACUGUAUAUCUGUUGUUACUAGUUUGUAAAAUCCAUAAGAUUUUUAAGUCCUUAAAUCAUGUUUUAGAAGCUAACAAAUUGUUAGUCUGCUAAUUAGUGUUUAAUGAGCAUAGAAGAGCUGCUAAAUUGCAGAAAUGACAAAGUCACUGCCCUUUGUUUUGAUAUUUUAUAGCUAAACUGUAAGGUGUAUAAUUUGGAAUUCAUUACAUGCUAACAAUAAUUUGAAAAUGAGAUUAUGAUCUUGCAUUUACUUAGAAAUUUCUGUAAUUUUGUGCACAAGCAGGCACUCUGUUUACUGGGAUCAAUUCUGUAAGUUGGUUUCAACAUGUGAGCAUUCACUGUCAGGCUCUGUUGGAUAUUAUUUUCACGGACUGCAUCGAUAUUGUAUGUCUUAAUAUAAUUUUGAAGCUUGCUGCAAGAAUUGAAUAUGUUAAUAAGUCCUUCAUACUUGCUAGUUGUUCAUGUUACACAAACAACUGCAAACCAAAAUUUUCAACUGCUAGUGAGUUCAACACUGACCUGUCUAUGCAUACUCUUCACUAAUCUUGAACAUAAGCAAUAAAAUAAUAUGCUAAACUUAUAUCAUCAUCAGUGUUUUGAUGCCCGAACACCACCUUAGUUCAAUUUAAUCCUUUUAAAAAUUCUCUUAUUUUCCCCUUAUAAAACAUAAAGACGUGGAAAAAAAUAGAGCUUUUUGUGUAUUUUUUCCUUUUUUUAAAGAGAAGUUUUUUUGUGAUAGUGUUAUGGUUUUGUCCUUAAGAGUUACAGUUUACACAAAACAUGUAUUUUGCAAAUUCACAGUCACAUAUAUAUCUUCAUGCCCUGUUCAAUGAAGUACUUCUGCAAAGGCCUUUGAAAGUCUGCUGAAGUGAAUUCUUCCUGAAUGUAUUAUUCCUCUUCUGAAUUUGACAUGUGCUCAGGUACCUUGCUGAACAGGGGCCUUAAUGCUCUACAUGACAAUAGUCUUCCUCUCUGUUAGUCUCUUUUGAAUGUUCAUAUAGAGUAUUAUAUACAAAUAUAUAUAAAAUCACUAACAAAUAGAAUAGUAUAUGUUUCAUAAAGAAAAGUCUUUAUAAUUUUGUUUGUCAUAUAGUAUUUUGGAAUUUGUAUAAUGAGGAUGUUUAGUAGCCAUAGCAAUGGCCUUUUUUUAACAAAUAGAAUUUGUAUUUUUAUUGUACUUUAAAAAGCUUUACAUAAUAAGCAUAUAUUUAGUGGUCAUUUAUUAUCAAUGGUAACAUUAAUAUUUGCACAUUUUAAGAAUUACCAAUUUUUAUGAUAGUUGACUGCAAAUGGCAUGGUUAAUUGUUGCAUAACUGGUCAAUCCAUACAAAAACACUUAAAUCAACAAAACAGUGCAUUUUUAAUGAAAAGGUUCUGUGAUCCAAUUGGAAACUGUAUUUCUAUGUAAUCUCAAAUGUCUGUUUAAUUUUGCCUAAAAUAAAUGUUUUUAAAUAAAUUGCAUCCUAGAACAC